This is a messenger RNA of Archocentrus centrarchus (flier cichlid), 2371 nucleotides long. RefSeq names its product inactive phospholipid phosphatase 7-like. The coding region runs from base 269 to 1165 and encodes 298 amino acids. Gene Ontology annotation, cellular component: nuclear envelope. NCBI's taxonomy places the organism in Eukaryota, Metazoa, Chordata, Actinopteri, Cichliformes, Cichlidae. Gene Ontology annotation, molecular function: sphingosine-1-phosphate phosphatase activity. The record is from RefSeq and is a predicted model, not a curated record. The transcript has 6 exons.
GGAGCUGGUUCCUCUACAGCAGCUGGAUCCGACAUGUCUGACAUGGCGCCAGCACUCCAAGGACCAGAACUUCAAGGGGGAUGCUGUCAUGACCGGACACCUGAAGGAGAGCACAGCUCAGAGCAUGCCACAGUAAACACCUCAGCAGUGCAGGUGACCUGAACCUCAGCUGACAGCAGAAGAAGAAGGCCAGCAGAUCUAUUUAUAGCAGAGUCCUACAGAGCAGCAGACCCGGUCUAUCACGUCCUCCACCUCUGUACUGUCCACCAUGCCCGGCAGCCAGGCCCGGUGUAGGGCCAGAGAUCGCAACAACGUCCUGAACCGGCCAGAGUUUCUGUCCCUGAACCAGUCGUCCCGCAGGGAACAGGCAGGGGGGGAGGGGCGGGGGAGCAGCGGCGGUCCGAGGAGACCCGUCUUCAGACAGCAGAGUCAGCAGGACAACACUGGAGGGAGGGGGUCCAGAGACUCCAGUGAGGGGGGUCCAGGUGCUGAUGGCGGUGGUGUGAAGGACACUUCCCGGUGGCCAGAGCAGGACUGCAUGCAGCUCAACCCGUCCUUCAAAGGUAUCGCCAUCAGCUCUCUGCUCGCCAUUGAUAUCAGCCUGUCAAAGCGUCUGGGGGUCUGUGUGGGGGCUCAUGGCCCUGGGGCCCCGCUGCGCUCCAUGGUUACCCUGCUGGCACUCACAGGCCACGCCCUCCUCUGGAUCUGCGGCACUCUAAUCUGCCUGUGGAGGAGUAGCACGCUGGCCGGACAGGAAGUGCUUGUCAACCUGCUGCUGGCACUGAUCCUGGAUCUGAUGACAGUUGCUGGGAUCCAGAAGCUGGUUAAACGUCGGGGACCGUGGGAUUUCCCGCCAAGCUUUUUGGACUAUAUUGCCAUGGAUAUGUACUCGUUUCCAGCAGCCCAUGCCAGCCGGGCCGUGAUGGUGUCCAAGUUCCUGCUAAACCACCUGGUGCUGGCGGUGCCUCUGAGGAUCCUGCUCUACCUGUGGGCCUUCCUGGUGGGCGUGUCCCGGGUGCUGCUGGGGAAACAGCACCUGUCAGAUGUCGGCUGUGGCUUUGCACUCGGCUUCCUGCAUUUCAGCCUGGUGGAGUCGGUGUGGCUGGACUCGGCCACCUGCCAGAUGCUCAUCUCCAUCGGCACGCUGCACUGGACUCUGGUCUGACCUGCUUCAGACCCGUUCUGCUGCAGACUCGGGUCCAGUUUGGGCCGGUUUCACUGGGUUCUUCUGCCCUCCAUCAGCUCGCUGCUGCUGACUGAAGACAGGGGCCGCCUGGUCCUGAUUGCGGCUCUGUGGAGGACCUGAGGAGGGCUUGCAGGACUGUUUGAGUCUCAGGCAUUGAAACAGGAAGUGUCUGCAGUCCCAGUUUCUCAGAUUUUUCUGUAAAAUUUUGUGAAUGUAAAGUUUUUUUUUUUUUUGUCAGAAUCUGAGUUUGGACUUGGAUGUUGGAUCGACGUCUGGCAAAGUUUGGGUGUUAUUCAAAGGUCUUCUUCAACUGCUUGAAGCUUUGUAUUUUUUAAAUUGUUGGAUGAGAGCAGAUUUCAGAAGGUAAAAGCUAAAGGUCUGCCCUCAGAACUGAAGCUCAGGUGUUGGACUGGCUCUUUGUGUAGGUUCUGUUAACCUGGAAAAUUUUCUCACACUUUUUUUUGGCUAACUGUAAAUCCUAGAAACUUCCUACCAAGGUGCUGAUUAUGGACCUCAAAGUGCAAAUAUAAAUUUUUUUUUUAUAAGAACUACUGACUUUAAAUAUUGUAAAAUGCAAAAAGCUGCUCAGGGUUUGGACUAGUAUAAACUCGGUUUAUUUUCCAAAUGAGUCACCGUCAGCUCUUCAUACGUUCGUUCUCUCUGGGAACACCCCGAACAUUUUCCACCCUGUCAGAAUUUCUGAGCACCUACAGAAGAAUUCAUAGAAAUAUGUUGGAACUGUAAGACUCAGUCUGCCUUAAUGUCCCAGAAUACGGAGAUAAUGAAGCUAAUAUUGAGAGGAUGUGAACUCUGACCUUGACCCCUUCCUGUCCCACUCGAUGUGUGCAGAUGGAUUAGAAAUGUUUAUUUGUACUUUUACCAGGUUUACAGUUUGUUUUCAGAACUGAAAACAAUGAGAAGCCCUCACUUGUGUCUUUAACAAAGGUUCUGCCCCUCAGUAGGCUUUCAGAAAUUAGCAAAUCAAAAGAAAGUUUGCUGUUAGGGAGAGUGACCUUAAAGAAAGAGGAGCUACAUCAGCUCAUUUAAGACAGAGGAUGAAGCGAGGGGCUGCACUGAACCCCAGUAUCAGAUAAAGAAGGAUUAUUUUAAACUGUGAAUCAUGCAAAGCUGCUCUGUAAGAAUAAAAAUUAUAAAAAUGGAAAUAAGCACAAUAUCAUUGCUUUA